This is a messenger RNA of Aspergillus calidoustus, 1212 nucleotides long. The record is from the annotation of a GenBank genome assembly. Lineage: Eukaryota; Fungi; Ascomycota; Eurotiomycetes; Eurotiales; Aspergillaceae.
AUGGGCAAAGCCGAUCGCAGAAAAGGCGCGCGUGCCUCCUCAGCACCUUACUCAAAGCCCUCCUCAAAAGGCCUGGCGAGUGCCGGCUCGACAAUCUUCAAAUUCAACACAGACAUCGGCCAACACAUUUUGAAAAACGGCGCGAUCGCGGACAACAUUGUCGACAAGGCGAAUGUGCAACCCUCGCAGACGGUGCUGGAAGUCGGUCCCGGUCCCGGUAUCUUGACGAGUCGGAUUCUGGAAAAGGCGAAGAAGGUCAUUGCGGUGGAACUGGAUCCGCGCAUGGCGGCGGAGUUGACAAAGCGCGUGCAGGGGACGCCACAGGAGAAGAAGCUGCAGAUUGUUUUGGGGGAUUUCAUCAAGACGGAUUUGUCGAAAUUGCCGCCUUUUCAGACUGUUAUUAGUAAUACGCCGUAUCAGAUCUCCUCCCCCCUCAUCUUCAAACUCCUCUCGAUGCCCAACCCCCCCAAGGUAUGCGUGCUCAUGGUCCAACGCGAAUUCGCGCUCCGCCUAAUCGCCCGCCCCGGCGACGCCCUCUACUCACGCCUCUCCGUAAACGUGCAAUUCUUCUCAAAGGUAUCCCACAUCAUGAAAGUCGGCCGCAACAACUUCCGCCCGCCUCCGCAAGUUGAAUCGAGCGUCGUCCGCGUCGAGCCCAAACCGCAGCGCCCGGAUAUCAGCUGGGACGAGUGGGAUGGGAUGCUCCGGAUUUGCUUUGUGAGGAAGAAUAAGACGUUGCGCGCCGGGUUUAUGGCGACGAAGAUUCGCCAGUUGAUUGAGCGGAAUUGGAUUACGUGGGCGGCUAUGCAUCCCGAGGCGGUUCGGGCGGAGGAUGUCGAGUUGCUUACGGGGAAGGUGGCGUUUCCGGAGAAGUUUGCGGGGAAUAACAAGGGAGAGGAGGAUGUCGAGAUGGAUGGCGUUGAGGAAACGGCCGCCGGCGGUGAUGUUGACGGCGACGACGACGACGUGGAUAUUUUCAUGGGCGAUGAAUCGAAGGAGGACAAGGCGGCCGCCACUGCGCAGAGUGGACCGAUCAUCACCGUUGCCGGACACCAGGUACCGCGGAAUCUGGUCACCAAGUUGAUUCAGUACAAAAUUGAGAAGAUCCUCGAUCAGGCGGGAUUGGCGAACGCGCGUGCGCAAAAGUGCGACGAGAAUGAUUUCCUGCGACUGUUGCAUAGCUGCAAUACCGAGGGUAUUCAUUUCUCAUAA